Molecule: messenger RNA, 5318 nt
Organism: Grus americana (Whooping crane)
Lineage: Eukaryota; Metazoa; Chordata; Aves; Gruiformes; Gruidae
Product: sodium-dependent lysophosphatidylcholine symporter 1-like
Exons: 16
Coding region: 3353-4999 (548 amino acids)
Biological process (GO): carbohydrate transport
Cellular component (GO): membrane
Molecular function (GO): symporter activity
Source: RefSeq, a predicted model, not a curated record
CGUUGCGAGCAGGCUUCCCAGUGCUGAGCUGGCUUCAGCUAAAUGAGAUUAAAAACCUCAGCAGCAUUUUUAUAAAGAUCUUUUCUGACAGGUGAACUUGGGGUUUCCCUGCCUGCAUCACUUGACGUUGUGUAGUAUGACAACUUAAUCAUCUGUGUGAACCAGUACGGAGAGAAUUCAUAAAGGGAAUUUCCCUCGGAGCUAAAUAUAGUCACAACUGCCUUGUGGGAAGUCACACAUUUUUAAUUGUUCAUCAGAGGAUUUCUUGUAUCCUGAUCUUCUCCACACGUCAUUUUGGGGACCUGGGACAACAGACUGCUGGCCAGGAUGCACCCCUAGAGCCAGAAAGAAAGUUUCUCUAACAGAAAAAGUACAAAUUAUUUGUCUCCUGCUUCUGCCUUGGUUAGCUGGUGGCAUCAGAGGACUGAGGUGGUGACUAGCUGGCGUCUGCGGUCUUUGGCUGGAUGAACUGGCCACAUUGGUUUCCCCAAAAUUAAAUGAGAGUUGGCAGCUAGACAGCAACUCAUCUAGCUGCUGACCUCAAGGAUUUUGUUGUGCAGAUUCUGCUCACCGACGGGAAGUUUCACCGCCCAAGUUUUCUCCCAGCUCUCUCCUUGUCAGUGGGAUGGACAGGUGCUAAAUUCAGAGGGGCUCUGAGACGCUUCCCUCCCAGUAAAAGCGAAUUUUCCCCCUGAGCCGGAGGGUGGCAGUGGUGCAGAGAAGCCUCUCUCCACCUCGAAGGGUACUGCUAAGAAACUCUUACCAGGUCCCAGCUGUCUGCGGGGAGCUGCACCUUGCGCUCCUGCAUGUCUGUGAGCCCCUGUGGGAUGCUGCUGCCGACUCUUUCUUCCUCUGAUUCUUUUCUUGUUUUUUGUUUUUGUAAGUAAUGAGCAGUCCUUAUCUCCUGGUGAGCAGGAUUUGCUCUGCCCUGCCGCCAGGCUAUCUGAAGUGUGCCUGAGUGGAGCACUGAAACGGUAUCAGUAACCAAGAUAGACGUAUCUUCCAAAGUUGACAAAAGAGCCUGUGGAACGAACUGGAAGCAACAUAUGUGCAAUCUCCUGUAUUAAACUAUCUCCUUCUGGGAGCUGGUGGAAUGUUUCACUAUAAACUAUAAAGCAAAAAUGACAGCCAGGCUAAUUAAUGGGGAAGGGAUAAUAGAACAGGAAAAAGGGGUGGUGGUGGAAAAGAGACAACUUGAUUUUGUAAAGAAAAUCACCUUCCUUGUCACUUGUGCUGCUCUUUGGUGUUUGAUGUGCCCCUGCAGGAAAAUAAAUGCUCAUUUCUGACACUCCUAUAGUUCGUGAUGGUUGUUAGCAAGUUUGACUUUCUAGUAAAAUCUCCUUCCUUUACCAUUCCGUUUCUUUGUUUUAACAGAGUCAUAGGCUGAGGUUGGGCUUUUCUAAAACUGACAUUUAUGCUUGCAAAAAAGUGUCUUUUUCUCCUUUGCCCGGAGAAGUGUUUCACUUUGAAAUUUUUCUUUCUUUCUCUGAUUAUUCCCUCCACAAGGGAGUCUUGCCUGUCUUCCUGCUCUUUCACACACUGGUGUUAAGGCAGUGCUCCACAUCUCGUGGGAAAAGUCACUUCUUUUCAAUUUCUGUAUGAUAAAAUACAGCAUAGUUUUACAACUGUGCUGUCCUAUCUGGGGCUGAUGUCUUUCACUGUAUCUGAGUGUUUUUCUUUGAGUGCUGUAUUUUAACAGUUCACGCAGUUGAUUGUUUCCUCUUUUCCCUUUUCACAUGUCCUCGUUUAGUUUCUGUGUUUUCUGAUAGCACUUCCCCACAAAAGUCUGGUUUGCACCACUUCCUGGGAACUUUGCCUCCCCUCUGUAAUGCUGCUUUUGCCACAGGAUGUUCCCUGGUCCGUGUUUCUUGCACGGUCAGUGGUCUGCUUAUCUCAACCAGCUAGUUGGUUGGCUUGUUUUGGCACAAAACUCAGGUAGCUCAGCUAGUGGAUAAAUGGAAGCAGCGACAAGAGAUAGGGAGCAAAAAAUCUCAAUGGGCACACCUGCACCUACAGAGGAUGACUGUAAAUUUUGGCUUUUUUUUUUUUCUUGUUGCUUUUGGUUAUAAUCAGUUAUAUUUAAUUUAGUCUUUGCUCCUCAUUGCUGGACAACACUAAAUCUUUCCAGAAGAAGAAAGUGACCUUUGUGCCAUGGCAGCUUCUUGAGUGAGUCUUUAGCUCCCUGGUGUCUUUAGAGGAGUGAUCACAAGGAUGUCAGUCUGCUCCUGGGAUGUUCUUUGGAAGUUCAGUCAGGAGAGUUUUCUUUUGAAAGCAGCACUGCUUUACAGAUCAUUUGUUAUCAAGAAAAAGGACCUUGAGUUGAUGUUUUCUCUGACUCUGUAGUUACAGCGGAAAACUGGCUUGGGGGAUUGGUGUCAUAGUCAUGUAAAACAAGACACUUAUGGCUUUCUUCAAAGCCCACCACCGUGAGGGGAGGAUCUGUGAUGUCUGCGUUAAUCCUUGGGCAGGAGCUGGUGUCUGCUCAGGAGUUUGCUGUUCUAGGUUGUGGGUUUCCAUUGGUGCUUGUAUAGUAAACACCUAGCCUCAUCCAGGGAAGUGUCUGACAGUCACUGGAGGCAGAGCUGGGAAGCCAGAGCGUGGUUCUCAGCCAUGCCAGCUGCCAGGCGUGCUUUCCUGGCGACCCAGCCGCCUCCCCGAUGAAAGAAAAGACUUUCAGCUCCUCUCGCACUUCAAGACUCAGACCAGGCUUCUCCAAGCCGUGUGCUUCUGUACCUGUCCUUCAGGCACAGCGGUGAUGAACAUAUGCAUCGGUGCUCUGCCCGGUGUGAAGGGAAUUAGCCAUUGCGCACACACUCACUUGCUGAAUCGUGCAGAGCUGGAUCUCCUCACCUACAGCCCUUGUUAAUGAGCUGGGGGUUGCUGGUGCUGAGGCAGGAGUCCUGGACUGGCUCAAGCAUGUUCCUGUGGUAGUCUGGAGCUCAGGCAAAGGACUUGUUCUCCACGCCCCUAAGAUCCCAGCGUGGGAGCAGCUCUGGGAUGGGGAGGAAGUGCUGCACCCAGCUUGAGAUUUGAAGAGCACUGGAUUUCUCCACUUGACUGCAGAGAGACUGGGAGCUACUGCCUUGAGCACAUGCUGCACUGUGAGCCCACUGUGAGCAGGUUUCCUGCCUCCAUGGGCAGAGUCUGCCCACGCUCCUCCCUCAGAGCCGGUCAUUUCCCCUCCAUCAGCUCCCACUGGGGCCCCGCAGAUGUUGUAUGUUCACUUGUCAAAUCUCCAUCCAGCUCUGAUCUGCGUCUGUGGUGUGCUCUUUGACGUACGAGGCAACUUCUUACUCGCCCUGAGUGAGGAAGCUUCUGCUUCCCCACUGCGUGCGCGGUCGUGUCUGCAGUCAUGCUUCCAGGUGGUCACGAAGAUGCUGAGCUGCACAGGUUAACCCAAGAAGGAGCUCCUCCACAGAGGAGAGUGGUCCACAGAGAGGAGAAGCCAGGACUGACGCUCUGCAGAAAGGUUUGCUAUGCUGUUGGGGGCAUUCCCUACCAGAUGACAGGCAACGCCCUUGGGUUUUUCCUCCAAAUCUUCCUGUUGGAUGUUGUGCAGCUGGAUCCAUUCCAUGCCUCUCUGAUCAUUUUCCUUGGAAGAGCUUGGGACGCAGUUACUGACCCUGCUAUUGGCUUCCUGGUCAGCAAGAGCCCAAGGACAAAAUAUGGCAAGCUGGUCCCAUGGAUCGCAUGCUCCAUGCCAUUCGGGGUGCUCUGCUACUGCAUGAUGUGGUUCACCCUCUCGGAUGCCACCCCCACCUCCCUGAAAUUCCUGUGGCACCUGUUCAUGUACAGCUUCUUCCAGACUUGCAUGACUUGCCACCACGUGCCAUACUCCUCCUUGACAAUGUUCCUGGGAGGAACCCAGAGAGACCGUGACUCGGCCACUGCCUACAGAAUGGGGAUGGAAGUGUUCAGCACACUCCUUGGGUCAGGAAUCCAGGGGCAGAUUGUGGGCAGAUACCAUGCCCACACGAUGAACAGCUGUUACGUAUCAAACGAGACCCUGCACAACACCAGCAUCUACAGCCUCACCGAUUCUCUGGAGAACACGCGUAGGGCCUAUGUGUUUGCAUCCCUGGCCCUGGGCUCAAUCUAUUGCCUGUCCUGUCUGAUUCUCAUCUUUGGAGUCAGGGAGCAGCCUGGACCCCUCAGCCCCCUGGGGAAGGUUGAGCUGCCCUUUGCCAGCUGCUUGAGGAUGAUCAUGGGACACAAGCCCUACACCCAGCUGCUGUGUGGCUUCCUCUUUGCAUCCCUGGCCUUCCAGAUCACACAGGGGAUCUUUGCCUUCUUCUGUACUCAUGCCGCGGGGCUGGCAGGGAAGUUCCAGCAUUUAGUGCUUAUCAUGUUGGUCACAGCUUCCCUCUCUAUUCCCUUUUGGCAGUGUUUUUUGAGGAGAUUUGGGAAGAAAACAGCAGCAUCACUGGGCCUGGUGCUGAUGAUCCCAGCCCUGGUAGCUGUCACCCAGGUGAUGCACAACUUCCUGGCCUUCGUCUUCCUGGUGAUCAUGGCAGGCUGCAGCAUGGCUGUGCUCUACCUUUUACCGUGGUCCAUGCUGCCAGAUACGGUGGAUGACUUCAUGCUGAGGAACCCCAGCUGCCUCAACCUGGAGGCUCUCUUCUACUCGUUUUAUGUCUUCUUCAACAAGUUUGCAGGUGGCCUUGCUGUGGGGAUAUCAACGCUGAGUUUACAGAAAACCAUUCUCCCCUUUAGUUUUGCAGGUUACCAUGUUGGAGACUGCACAUACAACCCCUCAGUCAUCCUCACCUUGCAGCUGCUCAUGGCCCCAGUCCCCAUAAGCCUGCUGCUCAUUGCCAUAGUCAUCUUCUGCCUUCAUCCCAUCAAUGAGGAGAGGAGGAAGCAGAUGAGAAUGGAGAUGGAGACAAUGGGCGUGAAGGAUGUCCCUUGGGAUUGCCUGACUAAGCCCACAGCCAGGUGUUGGGAUGCACUGCCCUCUGCCACCACGCUGCUUUCAGCCUUGCUGCCCAUGGAUUUAUGAACGAGCAAGUGCCUUUGAACAUCAAGGAAACGCUCUGAUUGCUGAGAGCUUAAAGCCCUGCAGAAGGCAUGAAUUGUCUUCAAAGGCAUGUGCUCCUCAGGACAGAGGAGCGGGCUUGAUCUGGAGCUUCCAGCCUGUAGCACGGGCUGUGAACGGGCCAUGGGCCACUGCAGAGCAAGACCUGACCUGGUGCAAAGCAGGGAGCUGCUGCUGGCGUGCGUGGUGCCUGCCAACCCUGAUGCCGCCCGGGGUGGUGCUGCUGUGUAUCAAACAAUGUCCCACUUAUUUUUUACAGUAUUAAAUCUGAACGGUCAUGCUU